AACUACACCACACACUUGUUAAUAAGAUGACUUCUAUUGCGAUUAUUGUGUAAGCACGGUGAGUAUUAAAAUUUGUUAGUUACUUAACUGCCUAUAUAAUUUAUAUUCGUAAAUAUAGAUAGGUUUAUAAUAAACGUAAUUGGAUCAAGUGAGGUUAAUCCAAAAUCAAGACGCGUCAAUAAUGCUACUAUAAUAUACAUUGGAGUCUCGAUAGCCCGGCAGUCGUUUUUCAACAGUACCUACACAAAUGAAACAGAUUAUUUUUUGCACCACCUAUAAUCCAAUGAUAAUAAUUGCACUUUAAAUUACCAACAUGAUAAAUUGUAAACAAAUUAAUGAUUGAAUUUACGUAUAGUAAUCGGGUCAUUUUUUUGUCCGAGCAAUACUUAUAAUUUUCCAUUCAAAAGCGCGUUCUCUUUCGAAGUACCAACAAAGUUUUAUUGCUGUCCACAGUCUGAUCUACUGCCUGUUGUAAAAUAGUAUUCAGUACACUCAUCGUUUCUAAAGGAGACAUUUUACUUGUGUCGAUAGAGACACUUUCGUCCUCGUCGUCAAUGUCGUCCUCUUUGCUACGAUUUGUAUGAUUUGAUAAUCGGUUAAGAUUUCGUAAUUCGCCGAAUCUUCGUCUGUGACACGUACUUGAGAACAUGUAUCCUGUAUCUGGUUAUUGAGCGUAGAGAGUUGAAUGCCAUUAUUUUGAGCCAGUUCAUUUGGAUUUAUUAUUGCCAGUACAGAAGGUAAUACGAUUAUUAUUACUGAACGUAAAUAAUGAAAAUAACGAUAAUAAUACCGUCUAAAAAUAUUUUCUCAUAGAUUAUUGAUUCCGGGUUCCGGCAAGGAUGGUAAACUUUUUAAAUUUUUUCGUUUUUAUUUAUCAACCUAAAAAAUAUCGUUUUUGGUUUACGUUAUUAAAAACGUUUUAUUUCGUUAUUAUUAUUAUUAUUUUUUUUUUUUUCGGAACAAAUCUACAUUUGGGACAAUUUGGAGUUGUAUUUCAACGUUUUGAGAAUUAAAGUUUUACCACGUUUUUCAGGGAAAUCAUUAGUUUUAAAGUUAUUGGUCUUUCAAAGUACACGACUUUCGGUGUUUUAAGCUUGUGUAUAACGCAUAGCUUACCACGUUUAUAACGAAGUUUUCGAAAUCUAAGUUAUCAACGUUUUAAAAAUGAUUGUGUAAAAUUAAAUUAUCGAAAAUCAAUGUCUAAUUUUGUACCACCUCAAAAUUUCAAAUUAUAUUUUGGAAUGCAGAAAAAUUUAUGCUAAUAUUGUAUUUUUGAAAUUGCUAAACCAUGUUGGGUAGGUAAUGGAGAAAAGUGAAAAAGUAUUUUAGUACGCGUUCAUCAAAUUUUGGCGAAAAAUGUAAUUAUAUACUUUAAUUCUUAAAACAUUGAAAUACAUAGUUUUACGAAAAAAAAAUUCCAAAAUUUCGAGGUGGGCUAAAACUAUAUUUAUACCAUAUUUUUAAAUUUAUAAUUUUAUAAUAAAAAUUAAUAAUCACUUAAUGUAUAUAUUAUUAUAAUAUAAUAAAUUAUGUAAAAAUAAAAAAUUUGUGUUACUUGUCAUUAUCAAGUUUGUUAGGACCACCGUGUUAGAUUAGGUAUAUCACAUAAGUUUAAAAAACCUAAAUCCAAGAUGGAUUAAUCCACCUUGACUAAAAAGGCUAUAUUAAUUUUUUUUUUCAUUUAAUAACUUUUUUUAAAAAUGUUUUUCAUUCUUUGUUCUGGGAACUCUAGACGGAAUUACCUACCUACGGAUUAUUGUGUUCGCUGAAUCACCGGGUAUCUAGACUAUUGAGGCUCUACUGAACCACUAAUAUAGUACAAUAUGUUUUGAUAACCAAAUUGAUAUUUUGAGAUUACCUAUGUUCAAAAAAUUGAUAUUUGAAAACACCAUUAUUAUUUUUUGUUUUUGCAAUUCAUUUAUUAUUUAUCACAAAUCUAUAAAAAGUAUAUUGAUGAAAUUUGUUCUAAUAGUUUACAUGAAAAUCAUUUUCAUGGUAUCAAUGAAAAUGGCACUUUUACUAUAUAAAUUAGAUAGUAUAUAAAUGUUUUAAUUGAAAAUGUACAAUAGAUAAAAGUAUUAAAUUUAGGUGAUGGCAAAAAAAAAAAAAACUCAAAAAAAUAAAAUUACAUAAAAUGUAUAGUAGUUAAUAAUUUAAAGAACUUUCAAAUUUUAUUUUCAAUUACCCAACUUGACUCUACAUAUUAUUGAUGAAAUUCAGUAGUAGAUAUAUUAUAUUGUUGAUUAUAAUAAUAUAAUAAUACAAUAGAAAAAAUUAAUAAAUGUAAUAUGAUUUUCACUUCAUUUUUUCAAUUUUUCAUUUGGGUUCCUAAUAGAUUCACAUUUUAAAUAGGUACUUAGUAUUUUUUCAUUGUAAUAUAUAGACAUUUUGGCAUUCAUUAUUUUAUUCAAUGUGAAAUUUAUAUUUAUUUAUCUAAUAUUACUGCACCUAUUUAAUCUGUGCACAUUUAUCUAUUUAUCAUUAUACUAUUAGUCAAAAAACUCUAUAAAUACUUCUAUGAAUUUGUAAUUUAUUGUUAUAUUUCAGAAUGAAUGUUAAAAUUUUCCGUCUAAAUUGAAAAAAAAUAUUAAAAAUAUACCUAUUAGGUAGCGUUUUGUUUUCACGGGUAAUACAAAUAUAGGGUCAAAGAAUAAAUAUUUUAAAAAUUUGAAAUUUUAUUUACUCCUUAGUUAAUUGUUUAUAUGUUUCAGAUUUAGAUUUUAAUCAUGUCAGCAGACAUGAUUGUUAUUAAUGAAGACAAAGCAAAUAAUUCUCGAAAGAAAUUAAAAGUGGCACAUAUAAAUUUAGAAAGUUUAUGUGGAGAGGAAAAACCUAUAAGUAAGAAUUUUCAGUUAUCUAAAGAGGAAUCUUCACAUAAAAAUAGUGAGUUAUUAAAAAAGAAACUAGUUAAAAAAGAAAAAAGUUGUGAUUCAAUUGAUAGAAGUUGUAUGAAUGAUGAUGAUAUUUACAAAACUGACAAAUCCUUAGAUUUCAAUAAAGAACAUUCAAAUAAAGAUCAGUUUGUGGAUGCUGAAUUGACAAUUUUAGAUAAUGAUCCUAAUGUUGAUAAAAAUGGUGAUAAUGAAAGUGACAAUUAUGUACAAUUUUCAGAUUGUGAUUUUGAAUUAGAAAAUAAUACUAAUGAAAUAAAUGAUUAUUCAAAUUAUAUUUCAAACGCAAAUAAAAACAUUUUUGAAGAUUCUCCCAAAGCCAACACUGAUGUUAAUGAAAUUGGUAGCUCGCAAAAUAAUAUAAAUGAUUCCAUAAUUAUAAAUGAUGAAGAAAUUGAUAACUUAUUGGAUAAAGCAUAUUUAGAGAAAAAAAAUCCAAAGAAAACUGUCUCUAAUGAUGAUUUUAAAGUGUAUGCAAAAUCUGUGUUAGAAGAAAUAGGUACAAAUCAUUUUGAUAUUUUGCCUGAAAAUUGGAUUGUCACCACUCAUAGGUGUGGUAUGCCCAUAUAUUUACACAAGAGUUCUAGAGUUGUGACCUUAGCAAGACCAUAUUUUUUGGGACCUGGUGAUCCUGCAUCACACUUAGCACCAUUGUCUGCAAUAACUUGUUUACAAUACAAAAAAGGUCUUGAAACUAAAGAACGUUUAAAAAAUGAACCCGAUUUUCAGAUAAGGAAACAAGGCAAUAUGAUUAUACCAAAUGCCAAAGUUGAGACUGUUCAGGAAAAUAUUAUUAAAGAAUCUUUAACACAUGAAGAACUUCAGAAGUAUUGCCAAUCAUUAUUUAAGUGAGUAUUUAUAGAAUUGUGCUUAUUUUUAUAAUUAAUUUAAAUUACAUAUUUCAACUUUAGGUUUAAAAAAGUAAAAGCUCCUUUAAAAAAAGAGGCUCAACCACAACCUACAAGUUCAGAAAGUGAUCCCACACAAAAAAAUACAAAAGAAAGACCUUCAUUGCCGGAUAGUACUAAAUUAAUAUCAUUUCCAGUUCAAAGCGAGGACCAGGAUAAACAAUGUAGUCGUAGAGACUGGCUAAUAAAUCCAAAUGGCAAAAGUUACGUAUGUAUCUUACAUCAAUAUUUACAACAUGUAUUUAAAACCCAACCAUCCUAUGUUUUUAAAAAAGCAGAGAAUUCAGAAACCUAUUCUGCUACUGUUAUCCUUAAUGGUGUUAAGUAUGGUGUUGGUUUCGGUAAUAGUAAAAAGCAAGCAAAACAGGACGGUGCCCGCAUUACGUUAAAUAUUCUCAUACCAGAUAUAAAAAACCAAAUAGAUUCAGAUGAAAUAAACAAAUCUGAACCAGUGAUCUUUGAUCAAAUUAAAAUCACCAAUCCUAGAGUUUCUGAACUUUGUGUCAAAACUGGAGAACUUAGUCCAUAUUCCAUACUAUUAGUGUGUUUACAAAGGAAUUUUGGAGAAUGUGAGGUGAAAAUUGAUUAUUUAUCGAACCAUCGUAAGAUUCUAAAUCAAUGCAAAAUGGUGGUUGAUAAACAUACUGCUUCUGUUCCUUGUAAAAGUAAAAAAGAAGGUAAACAAAAAGCUUCUCAAGUAAUAUUGAGUCUAUUACAUCCACACAUUGACAAUUGGGGUUCAUUGGUGCGGUUGUAUGGUAACCGGAGCAUACAAAAUACUAAAAAAAAAAAACAAGAACAGCAAGAAAUAACUCAGCUCCAAUGUAAAACAGAUGAUUAUCAACCAAAUGUGGCCAUAUUAAAUAAACUUAAAAAUGAAAUGAUUACGGUCGAUAGACAACAUAAAUUGAACAACUCUAAUGCUUACUCUAUGCUAACUAAAUGCCCAUAUACUAUUAACAUAUCAAGCACACCCUCCACAUCUAACAGCAAUUAAUUUAUUAAUAUAUUUAUAU
This is a messenger RNA of Cinara cedri, 4815 nucleotides long. NCBI's taxonomy places the organism in Eukaryota, Metazoa, Arthropoda, Insecta, Hemiptera, Aphididae. The record is from the annotation of a GenBank genome assembly.